Messenger RNA from Belonocnema kinseyi, 381 nucleotides. RefSeq names its product cilia- and flagella-associated protein 251-like. Bases 1 to 381 code for a protein of 126 amino acids. NCBI's taxonomy places the organism in Eukaryota, Metazoa, Arthropoda, Insecta, Hymenoptera, Cynipidae. The record is from RefSeq and is a predicted model, not a curated record. The transcript is spliced from 3 exons.
AUGAAGGAGUGGAAUGAGGAGGAAGAGAAGGACGUGGUGGAGGUGGAGGAACAAAAUGGUGGAGGUGGAGGAAGAGGAAAGGAUAAGGAUAAAGAUGUAGUAAAAGAAAUCGCGUUAAAGCAAUGCGCAAUAAAAAUGAAGCAGGAGGAGGAGGAAGAAGAUGAGAAAAAGGCGGAGAAGGAGGAGGAGGAUCAGAAGGAGGAUGUUCAGGAUAAGGAGGAGGAUGUUAAGGAUAAGAAGGAGGAUGACAAUAAGGAGGGGGGGGGGGAUAAAGAGUUAAAGCUUGAUGAGGGGAAGGAGGAGGAGGGGAAGGAGGAGGAAGAAGAGAAGAAGGAGGAGGAGGAUAGAGAGGAGGAGAAAGUUUUCAUCACCGAAAUUUAA